This is a messenger RNA of Syzygium oleosum, 705 nucleotides long. RefSeq names its product polygalacturonase non-catalytic subunit AroGP2-like. NCBI's taxonomy places the organism in Eukaryota, Viridiplantae, Streptophyta, Magnoliopsida, Myrtales, Myrtaceae. The record is from RefSeq and is a predicted model, not a curated record. The coding region runs from base 25 to 705 and encodes 226 amino acids. The transcript has 2 exons.
GUGCUUUUCUCGCAAGCAUCACCCAUGUCCUUUGAUACGGCGGCCAUCUUUGCCCAGUUCAUUGGAGAAGGUAGCAUCUCUGACCACCUCCUUUCAUUUUGCAAGGAGGCGCAAAUGGGAUGCUUCCUAAGCUCAUCGUCGGAUGCGACGGACUCCUUCAUGAUCAAUUAUGCCGAUAUUGCAACGGACUCUUUCAUGAUCAAUUAUGCCGAUAUUGCAACGGACUCUUUCAUGAUCAAUUAUCAUGUCGAUAGUGUGACGGACUCUUUCAUGAUCAGUUCUGCCGAUAGUGCGAUAGGCUUCCAUUUGGAUUAUGGCAAGGAGCCUGGCAAAUUCUUUCGAGAGUCAGCUCUAAAAAGUGAGAAUGUGAUGCCAAUGCCUGACAUCACCAAUAAAAUGCCUAAAAGAUCAUUUUUACCUCGGAGAAUCUCCUUGAAAUUACAAUUUUCGACCCUGAAGCUCCCUCAACUAAAUCAAAUCUUCCGUGCGAAAGAGAAUUCCCCUAUGGGGAAGAUCUUGGCACGCACAAUAGCCCAGUGCGAGAGCGCCGCAAUGUAUGGUGAAAAGAAGAGUUGUGUGUCCUCCAUCGAGGACACGAUUGACUUUGCCACCGCGAUUUUGGGUCAUGAUGUCAUGGUCCUGUCCACGACAAGUACUGGAGGAUCGAAGCAGCAGCGUGUCACCAAAUUCUGUUUCCCUCGGUAA